This is a messenger RNA of Helicoverpa armigera (cotton bollworm), 6479 nucleotides long. RefSeq names its product vesicle-associated membrane protein-associated protein B (gene Vap33). Bases 134 to 964 code for a protein of 276 amino acids. Gene Ontology annotation, molecular function: FFAT motif binding. The transcript has 8 exons. Gene Ontology annotation, biological process: endoplasmic reticulum membrane organization. The record is from RefSeq and is a predicted model, not a curated record. Gene Ontology annotation, cellular component: plasma membrane; endoplasmic reticulum membrane. Lineage: Eukaryota; Metazoa; Arthropoda; Insecta; Lepidoptera; Noctuidae.
ACGCAUGCGCAAUGCGCAUGUCGAAUUCGUCAUUCAUCGUUCGUUCGCUUUGGCCGACAUCGCGGAGCCUGCGGUCAUUUUUUCGUGAUCUGCAAUUUUUGCCAACGAGAUACUAAGCUUAUAAUAAUACAAAAUGCCUAACCAGGUGUUAACUAUAGAGCCCCAAAAUGAACUUAAAUUUAAAGUUGAUUAUUCAGGACUGUUCGAGCAAGGGUGCACUACUUACAUGCGAUUGACUAACCCUUCAAAUGAUACAGUACUAUUCAAGAUAAAAACUACCGCCCCAAAGAAGUAUUGUGUACGCCCUAAUUCUGGAGUGCUUGAGCCAAACUCUAAAGUGGAAAUAGCUAUUACUCCACAGCCUGUGUAUGUCGAUGCUAAUGAGAAACAUAAACAUAAGUUCAUGGUGCAGAGCGUGGUUGCUCCAGAGGGAAAGACCAACAUUGAUCAAGUGUGGAAGGAGAUCAGUCCAGAACAACUUAUGGAUUACAAGUUGAAGUGCGUGUUUGAAUCUCCACGCGGCCUUAAUGACGCCGGUGACAACGUCGCCCAAAACGAAGUGACCAAGAAACGCGUCGCAGUUGCUGACGAAGCGAAAUCUUCAACAAAGGAUGCCGUAGAAGGUCUAAUCCAGAACGAAGCAAAGCGGAGGGAUGAUGAUCACACUACAGGCGUGAAAACGACUUUGGCUUUCCCUAAGUCUGAGAAUGCGGAAACUGACUUGCAAAAGGCGACUUUAGAAGUUAUUGUUUUGAGGGAGGAAGAAAGCAAAUUAAGACAUGAAAAUCUGCAAUUAAAAGAAGAGCUGAUGCGCCUGCGCCAGUCGGCGGGCGGCGAGGGACGCGUGGCGCGCGCGCACUCGUACGGGCCGGAGAAGAGCGCGCAGGUGGCGCUCAUGCCCUGGGUGCUGACCGCCGUGGGCAUGGCGCUGCUCGGCAUCAUCAUCGGCAAGUUCCUCAUGUGAAUGGCCAACUAAGCCCCGCGGUCACCUUGACAUCGCCUCACAGAUACCGCUGUUACACCGCUCCCGAUGCAUCCCUCUCGCACAAGGCAGCUUACAUUUCUUUAUAGCGAACCUCCAAAGCUUCCGUCACUUGUGUUCCUUGAAGAAUUUAAUGUUUAACUUGAUCAGUCAUCCUCUCAUGUUACUAAUAAUGAUUUAACUUAGAUUUUUUAUAAACAGGAAUUUCAUUAAAAUCCUCUGAAUUUAACAAAGGCUAUUUGAUUAUACUUGAUAUUGAUAUGACGUUAAAGAAAUUCCUAUUUCCAUUUUAAAUAGUUGACAUGUUUGUUAAACUGUUAUUACUUAUUAAAUUGCUUUACCUUAUUCCAAGGCAACCAAUGUUUUCCUGUUAGUUUUUCUAUUAUUUGAUAAAUAUCCAGUAAUUUUAAAGCCAACCCGUUUUUUGACGAAAACAAGAACAUCACAACAACUUUGUAUAUAUUCACUGUUAAAAUUAUAUAAGGAUUUUCUUAACAUUACCUCUUUGAAAUACUCUCUAGUAUUUAUGCCAAGCCAUUCUUCCGAAGCUAAUCAUACCGGCUCUUAAGAUUUAUUUACAUUUAUCCAAAGCCAAUCAUUGCCCUGUCUUUCAAUAGUAAUUUGAGUGUGAGAUAGAUGCCUCAGGUGGCUUGUAGAACGACUCACUGAGCGGAGUUGCUCGACACGACAUCGUGUCGGCACCCGUCGCUCGUAUUUACUUGCAGUUGUACAAUCCACCCCUAGAAUUGUCCAUUGACCAAACGUCUGAUUGUUCAUUUAUGACAAAUUCUCUAACCGUUUAACUAUUGUCCGCGACAGGUUGACAUGGCAAGUUUCUAGUGAUGUGCCAUCAUAUAUUAAAGCGUAUUAAUAAACGUUUAUUAAAGUCAGCUGUAAAGGCCUCAUCCUGCUUAUAAAAAACGUGAGGUGUGAAAUUUCUCUAAAUAGCAAAGAACCUAUCACAAUCAAUAUUAAACUAACUCAUACUAUUGCUUCCACGAGGUCAACGCGAACUCGUCAAGCCCUAAGAUUUGGGAGUCGCGCAUCUGUCAUAUACAAGUAUGCACAUUAACCUGACGCGGACCACACGAAGUUUUCGAUUGUUAUUAACUCGCAUACUAAUAUUAAAGAAACUUACAAUAGAACUUAGCAAUUUACAUGUUAUUUCAUUAUAAGCAGCACUACUUAUAUGCGUUUCUGUUUAACUUAACGCUGGGACUGUUUUAUCUUGUCUUUGUCGCUUGACUGCAGCAUAAGUAUACCUGACUUGUAUCUGUCCGGAUCGACUCGUUCACGCGUCUGUUCGCCCCGAUAUACAACGUGUUACAAAAAUAUUAAAAAAAAAUAUAAAUAGUAAAUUAUCAUAGCCAAAAACAUCGCACAUUUAUCUCAUUUUUGUAAUACAUACAAUUCUAAACAUAUUAAACUAUUUCUGUAAAGUUGCCUUUUUAACAUAAAUUUGUUUGAUUUGAUUCAAUGAAAAAUUUAAUCUUUUUUUAUUACGUGGGAAAUCAAAAUCGAUAUCACGAUUUAAAACUAAUGUUAAUUGACUCUUUAUAAGGGGGGCAUUUGACCGCCUUUCGGUUUUACGGGCACUUUUGUAACACCUUGUAUAUACAGUCAGAUAUAUAAACAUAUAUAUAGGCAUAUCUACCUUGUAUUAGAUAUUGAUAUUAGAUAUAUGACUAUAUAUAAUCGUGAACUACAGCACGGUGCUGUCAGUUUGUACAUUAUAGUUACGCAUUUUUAUUAACAGUGGUAUGAUGUCAGGGCAGUAGAUUGGUCAAUAGAAUUAUUAUAAUAUAUAUAUAUAUUAUAGAUAUUUUAUUUUGCGUAGUUUAUUUACUUAUAAUAAAGUUGUAGCUAUUUUUCUUGAUAAAGCUGGAAAGAUCUUAUGCAUAUUAAACGUGAUGUAAAUGUAGUAUAGCAUGCGAUCUUUUACAUUACAAUGUCGACAUAAUUAAUUUUUGCCAUUAAGAAAUGAGAGUAAUUACUUUGGCAAGGUACCAAUAAUUUAUCAAGAAAACUGAGUUACUUUAUGCGGCUUGCCAAAUGUGCUUGUCGGCAUUUAUACUAAAUUGAUUAUAAAAUUAGAGUAAUCUUGUACACGUUCUGUGACAAAGCAACAAUUUACAGCUUUUGAAUAAAAUACAAGGUAAUGAUGGAUACAGUUGACGAAGUUGUAUUCAAUGUCAGGCACCAGUCCCGAAGAAGCAGUGUGCUUUGUGUCAUCACUACACUCAUAAUAUUGUGUGAUCAGAGAAACUUGAUUGGCACUGCUUUGUGAAGCCGUAGAGUGGGCACGUGUGUUAUGUGAGGUGCGGGAAGUGCCAUCAGUCGUCCCCAGUGGGCCGGUGUCAGCUACACCCUUCAUUGCCUUAAGUACAUAGAUUUAUAAUGUAGUCAAGGUUUUUACAGUAUUCAGAAAUGUUUUAAGAGUUUUGGAACUGUAGUUUGGUGCCUCAAAACAUGGCGUAUUAGACUAAAUUGGAGAGAUUGUUAAGCCACCAUUGUUACACAUAAUGUAUUUGUAAAAUUAUGUACCAUUAUAACUUUAUUAAAAGACCUUGAGGUACAAACUACAUAGAUAACGAGUAAUUUUGGAAAAGGUUUUAAAUAUUUCUUUGAUUUAGUGAAAUACUCAUGCAUUAUUGUCGAAAAUUAAAUUACUAUGAAAAUAGUUGAGGUUAGGUAUAGCCUCAAAAAUAAAAAAUGUAACUACGGUAUUUUAUUUUAUAGUCAGCCGUAAAUGUGCAGGCAAUAACUUAAUACAACAAAAAACAUUGUUAUCAGUUACUACGUUUUAGGAUAAUCCUUAAUUUCUGUUUUUCUAUGUAUGUUUCAUCGUGAAUAAAUAAAUAUCAUUUAAAACUAAACAGAUUUAUCGUUAAUAUAAUUAUUGGCUUAUAGCAAAACAAUCUGUGUGUGAAUAAACUUACGUCAAAUAUACAUUACGUUGUGCAAAAUAUAAAUGUUAGUACUACGUAUUGUUAAUAUUAUUUAUAAAUAAUGAAUGUAAGCAUAUGUGACUAUUCGUGAGGACACACUAAACGUUAUCUUCUUAUUCCGGAGCCCUGAGCUUAAACAUACGGCCAUUUACUUGAAGUAGCGCAAAUUACGGCACUGUACACACUGAAAUCACACUGUAUAGCGCAGCACGCUCGUCACCUGUAAUCUGCGCUGCACGCAUUCGACGACUAGUGCAUGAGUGCUAGACGCAUGCUCGAAUUUACAGCUGCAGCGGCAGCUUUCAUCACCAAAGCGUAGCGUUAUGGUUUCAGUGUGCUAUUCGCCUCAAAUACAUUAUAGAUACCGUACCUACAUCACAAUAUUAAGUCAUUAUGUUUGGUACGUAGUUGUUGUCAGACAUACAAUAUCCAGCAUUGAAUACUUAGGAAUUAAUGUUAUAUAUGACGUGUUAAGUGGAAAACAUAGCGUAAUAAAUCAUACUUAACUUGUAUUUUGGUGUAAAUGUGGAUGAAAUUGUCUUGUCAUUAUUUUCAACUUUCUACUGUGGCUUUUGAAAUGAUCAUAUUAUGAGCCCGUAGUCUCUAUGAAUUCAUUUGUACAAAUUCUUAAAAAUAGAUAUUUAUAUACUUCCAUCAUUGAACCUUGGUAAACAUGUGAGAAGUAACAGUGUCAAGCAUCCCCGCGAAAGUUGCCAUUUUGGUUUUAUUUGUGACUUACAAGAGCAUAUUGGCUGGUUCCGAUCUGUAAGCAAUAUUCACAUGACGAUGUUAUUUUAUAAAUACGUUCUGGUUAAACUUUGACAUCAAAAAUUUGUUAACAACGAAUUUUAAGUUUAUUUAUUUUAAGUGCACAGCGGGAGUGACAAACAGUGAGGAUACUCGCUUUUAUCAAACGAUUUGUUAAAAAUACGGCCUGGUCUGGCCUUAGCUGAGCUUUACACUAUUUAUCGUAGUUAUAAUAUGCGACAAUCUUUUAGAAAUGGACUAGGUAUGCAACUCCUUUAUUUAUGACGAAUAUGAACGGUAUUGAAAUAACUUGUUUUGUUAUAUAUUGCGAUUGAUGUAGUAUUCAUAUUAAAGCUCAGCUAGUGUCGAACUGAGAUACGAGGUGCGAAGUGAGGAUUGUAUGAGUGAAAAAAUUGGUAGUACAACCGUGGCUCAGUUUGAACCUCACGGCUACUAUUCCAUAAUAAAAUAGGCGUCAUCAUGUCAUGUUUCAUAGCACAUUUAAUCGUAGUUUUGUGUCAAUAUAUUUAGAAGAAUUUCACUCUUGUUUAUGGCAUUUUUACUUUUCAUUUGUGGUGGUUUUUUUAAAUAAUUAAUGCCUAUAAACAGAAUGUUCCAGUGUAUUUUGUGUAUCUCUACAUCAUCUAGGUAAGAUCGGACUUAACAUGUACUGUACAGACAAAUAAGAACUUGACCAUUAUUAUGUAUUGCAUGUAAUUGCCUAAAACUUUAUACUGCAUGUGUUACCAAAGACAGCCCUCAGUCAAGGGCUGUCCAAACCACUGGCCUCGGACCGCGUUCGGUCACCUCUGUGCGGUCCGCUGAGUAUUUUGAAGUAACGAGCAUAAAAUUAAUGUGCCCAAAUCUUUUGGGGCGAAUGAAUUUAAUUCAGAGUCUUAGUUUCCUUAGUUUCUAAGCCAACAGAAGAUAUAUGUAAUCUCAACAACAUCGUACAUAUUGAGAUAAAAUAACUUGUAUUUAUUUCUUUAUAAAGCUGUAAAAUAUAUUAGAAGCAAAAUUGCUGACAAAAAUAAUCGUUUUUUCUGUAUUUUGACUGUUUUUUUACGGCGGUAGGCUGUAGUCCUCAAACUAACAAAAAAAAUCUCAUUGUUUUAAGUAAUUAAACCUUAUUUUAAACUGGGUAUCUUGAAUUUUUUAAGGGUUCAUCAUCUGAGCCGUAGGCAUAGAACGUCCAAUGCUUAUGAUAGGCUUCCCUCAGGAAUGAAGAAAUAAGAUUAUUUAUUUGCGUAAAGGAUGAAAGUAAGUUUAUAAAGCACAAAUAAAACAUAUUGUAACUAAUUUGUGCGGCCCUCUAUUUAGCGACUUGUAUUUUCCCGCGAUCACAGUUGUUUGGACAGCCCUGACUUAACAGACUCGCAUUAUGUAAAUGCUAGACCUACUUAUAACAAGAAACACAGUACCUACCUACUUGGGCGCAUUUAAUUUCGUUAGGCAUUUUUUCAACUCAAAAUGUGUUAUAUUUUGUAACAUAGAAACAUGUUAACAUGCAUUUUUUGGUAUUGACGAUAGAUAGACUAUGCAACAUAGCGGUAGUGUGUUCUGUGAAAUAGCCUAUUGAAAUUUUUGCAUCCAUGUGUCAUAAACCUGCAGAUCUUCAUGUUAUUUUUAGGAGAUGAUGUAUUGGUAUAAGGACAUUUAAUUAUCAAUGCGUAGGGUUAUUUUUAAAUUAACAAUAGAAAACUUUGAAUUAAUUAAAAUUUCCGUAUGGUAUUGUUGUUAUAUUGUACUAUUAUGCUAUAUUGUAUCGUUUUAUCUGAAAUAAAAGACUUAAUUUAUGACUA